Messenger RNA from Alternaria atra, 469 nucleotides. RefSeq lists its product as uncharacterized. The annotation marks the transcript as partial. The record is from RefSeq and is a predicted model, not a curated record. The transcript has 2 exons. Lineage: Eukaryota; Fungi; Ascomycota; Dothideomycetes; Pleosporales; Pleosporaceae.
GACAAGGAAAGCCACGCUUGCCAGUGAUCCCAGCCACGUGAGCGUACGCGACAGGCGAAACGAUCCGAAGUCAAAUUUUGACGCUGCACUCACGGAUACCCCUAUCUUAGAUUUGUUGCUCGAUGACUGUAUUCCAAUUGAGCCUGGAUCAGCUUCUAGAGUUAUCUCAUCAAUUAUCUCUAAUAUAAGGGCGAGGAAGGACCGCUCUCAAGGUGACUUCGUCACGGAGUUGUACGAUUACAAAGGCAAGCCUUCUAGCUUUGAUCUUUAUCGCCAUUCUGGACUGCCAAGCAAGCUGGGAGGUGCGAUGACCAAAGUCUCUUACAACCCUGAUCAUACUCGCAGAAGGCUCGAUGAGAUACUAAGACCGUUCGUGGAAGCGAACAAAAACAAGUUUCCGGACUUGCCAGAGAGGGCAUUCAAGAAACAGCGUGAAGAAGGCGGAAGACCGCAGGCGAAUUGGCCGUAG